AUGCAGGCCAUUCGAACCCGGGCCGUCUGCAUCGCGCGUCAGUCACGGCUGACUGGCCUGCGCCAAUCGAGAACCUACGCCUCUGGAGGUGACCACGGCCACCACCACGCCCACACUGUCGAGGAGCCCAUCGGAAACUUCUUCUGGGCCGUCGUCGCCAUCAUUCCGUCCGCAUACGUCGUCUACAAGAUCACCGCCCCCGGCAAAGACGGCGAGCCGCCUUACCUCACCAAGAAGAUCCACGAGGCCUGGCACUGGCAGGAGACAUGGAAGGAGAGAAAUGCACUGCACACCAAGGCCGUUGAGCAGGCUGGCUUCGACAGGCUGCUCUUCUUCUCCACCCCUGCCAACCGCGAUGUCGACCUCAGAUUCCCCGAGGCCAUUUCCAACUUUGCUGCACGCAACGUUGUUGCCGGUUCCCAGACCAACCUGGACCAUGUGAUUGCCCAUUACAAGAAGCAGCAUCUCGACGAGGAGGAGCGGAAAGUAAAGAAGCUUGCCGCGCAGAAGCAGGAGUGA
Messenger RNA from Colletotrichum orchidophilum, 519 nucleotides. Its product is annotated as NADH-ubiquinone oxidoreductase 17.8 kDa subunit. Bases 1 to 519 code for a protein of 172 amino acids. Gene Ontology annotation, cellular component: mitochondrion. Lineage: Eukaryota; Fungi; Ascomycota; Sordariomycetes; Glomerellales; Glomerellaceae. The record is from RefSeq and is a predicted model, not a curated record. The transcript is spliced from 3 exons.